AUGGUGGACGAGAUGGUGAUACACAAGACAACCAUUCUGAACAACCCUGAAUGGGGGAUCGAGCUGUCGAACGGUUCUUGGACCGGAUUCAUCGGUGAACUUCAGAGGAACGAGAGCGACGUGUCCUACACACUAUUCUACCCGACCAACUCGCGCAACAAGGUUGCCCAGCCGACAUCCAGCAUCUGGACCGAGGACGUGGUCAUCCUCGGAGCGUUCGGCAACGACACCUCGCAGGGCAGCAGCAUCGCAGCUUCUCUGACCGUCUUCGAGCCAGACGUCUGGAUUGCGCUGGGCGUCAGCCUUCUUGUACUCGGCCUGAUCAUGUCUCUGGCACCCGGUUCAUCGCAAGCUUUUGCCUCCAGGCUGGGGCUAAAUCUACUGAGCCUCACACGGAGCAUGUGUCUUCAAGUGAACGACGGCUUGCCCCGACCGUUGUCAUCCCGCGUCGUGGUGGCCACCUGGUGGCUGGCCAUGCUCGUGUUCUCCAACAUGUUCACCGGCAAGAUGAAGGCGGGCCUCACGGUGCGCCACAGGAGCGGACACCGGAUCGACUCGGCCGCGGAACUGGCCGCCCGUGAAGACGUCCGCGUCUACAUGCUUCGCGGUCCGGCAUACCCGCUGCUUCUCGCGCUGUCGCCGAACAUGCACGACAAGCAGGUGUACCGCAAGCUGAAGCCCGGUUCGCUGGUCCCGUACCACCGCCUGUGGUCGGAACACGUGCUCGACCAGGUAGUGGCCGGCAAGGCGGUCAUCAUCGGCGACCGCACCACGCUGUUGUACCACGCGUCCGAGGUGUGCCACCGGUACCCGCACCACGAGUUCUACAUGGGCAAGGAACGCCUCUUCUCGCACCCGCUGGUCAUCUACUACAACCGGCAAAACGUGCGAUUCAUCAUGAACGCCUGGGAACGACGACGUGCCCGCCUGACUGAGGCGGGGGUGGUGCUCAAGUGGCACGGCGACACGGUGGUCUCCUCGAGAGGCGACUUCUCCCGCUGUCCGCGCGUCGACGUCGGCGAACAGGCCACGCUGCACUUCGACCACCUCCACUCGCUCUUUUGGCUCCUGCUGAUCGGCCACGGCUUGGCCCUGGCAGCCCUGGUCGCCGAGCUGCCCGCCGCCGCCCUCGUCAACCGGUGCGGACGGCGCAACGACGGGAGUGUCGCGAGUCGCGUCGAAAAGGCGCAAGCGCCGCCGCUACCUCCACCGCGAGGGCGCUGCGGUCGGCUGGUGGUGCGUGUGCGCCAUCCCGCCUCUGUGAUCGUCGCAGACACCGUGGUUGCACCGUAA
Molecule: messenger RNA, 1293 nt
Organism: Rhipicephalus microplus (southern cattle tick)
Lineage: Eukaryota; Metazoa; Arthropoda; Arachnida; Ixodida; Ixodidae
Cellular component (GO): membrane
Molecular function (GO): ligand-gated monoatomic ion channel activity
Source: RefSeq, a predicted model, not a curated record